AUCCAAUUCCAAAUGCUGCAAAAAAUAGUUGGAAUCCUUGUAGUCCUAAUCAGUAUUAGGCUGUGCUGGACCUAUGAUAAAUUUGCAACAGAAUUCAAGGAUGGAAAUACAAACGAUGUGUCCAUCAACACAAGCCCCUUUGUCAAGAUCGGUAAUGGAUACUAUUACAUUAGCCUUCAGGCAGCCAAUUGGUUCAUGGCCUAUGAAAGCUGCCGGAAACUGCGAUCAGAACUGGUGACAUUUGAGAACUCAGAGGAACAUGAUGCCAUUCAGACCUAUUUGCAAAAAAAAGGGUCGGAAGGGCACACUGUUAUGUACUGGACCUCGGGCAACGAUUUGGGUAAGAACGGAGUGCACAAUUGGUUCUCAAGUGCCCAGCCGAUAAAAAUUAAUAGAUGGGCUCCCGGACAACCCGACAAUUAUCAAAACAAAGAGCACUGCGAUUAUUUGUCAUCAGAAUAUCAAUAUUUAUUGAGCGAUGGUCGAUGUGAAUGCUACAAGAGAUAUAUCUGUGAAGCUCCCAAGCAGGAAACAAUAUCAAUAGUUGUGUGGAAAUAAGAAAUCAUUUUAUAAUUAAUUAAAGUACAUAUUAUUUAAAAUCAAAAUAAAAAAAUCGCUGCA
Molecule: messenger RNA, 621 nt
Organism: Drosophila ananassae
Lineage: Eukaryota; Metazoa; Arthropoda; Insecta; Diptera; Drosophilidae
Product: C-type lectin 37Da
Exons: 2
Coding region: 13-558 (181 amino acids)
Source: RefSeq, a predicted model, not a curated record